Nycticebus coucang (slow loris) is the source of this 6366-nucleotide messenger RNA. RefSeq names its product transmembrane O-mannosyltransferase targeting cadherins 3 (gene TMTC3). The record is from RefSeq and is a predicted model, not a curated record. Gene Ontology annotation, cellular component: endoplasmic reticulum. Gene Ontology annotation, biological process: protein O-linked glycosylation via mannose. Lineage: Eukaryota; Metazoa; Chordata; Mammalia; Primates; Lorisidae. The transcript has 14 exons. Gene Ontology annotation, molecular function: mannosyltransferase activity; protein binding. The coding region runs from base 243 to 2993 and encodes 916 amino acids.
UCUGAGGUGCGUCCGCGCUGGUGGCCCGAAAAAGGUGGACCAUGACUGUGGCUUCGGUGGCGUCACUCGCUGGGCUGCUCUUCCUGAGGUUUUCCUAAACCAUUCCCUGGUGGAACCGCUCCAGGUGAAGUCGAGCUGUGGGUCAGCAGAGGGGAGCGGUCCGGGAGGUGGGAAGCUCCUGUUGGGGCCCAAGAGCCUGGCCCGGUUCUAAAGAGUUUUGUCCACAAGUGCUUCUAGGAAAGAUGGCUGACAUUAACCUCAAAGAAGUAACCUUAAUUGUAGGUGUAGUUACUGCCUGCUAUUGGAACAGUCUCUUUUGUGGUUUUGUUUUUGAUGAUGUUUCAGCAAUACUGGAUAAUAAAGACCUACAUCCAUCUACACCUUUAAAAACUUUAUUUCAAAAUGACUUCUGGGGAACCCCUAUGUCUGAGGAAAGAAGCCACAAGUCUUACCGUCCCUUAACAGUAUUGACAUUUCGCUUAAAUUACCUAUUUAGUGAAUUAAAACCAAUGUCAUAUCACCUCCUGAAUAUGAUUUUUCAUGCUGUGGUUAGUGUGAUAUUUCUUAAAGUCUGCAAACUUUUUUUGAAGAACAGGAGUAGUAUGAUUGCUUCGUUACUUUUUGCAGUGCACCCAAUACACACAGAAGCAGUAACAGGAGUUGUAGGAAGAGCAGAACUUUUGUCUUCUAUCUUUUUUCUAGCUGCAUUUUUGUCAUAUACCAAAUCAAAAGGACCAGAUAAUUCCAUAGUGUGGACUCCAAUUGCAUUGACCGUGUUUUUAGUGGCUGUCGCAACAUUGUGUAAAGAACAAGGAAUAACUGUUGUGGGAAUUUGCUGUGUAUAUGAAGUGUUUAUUGCCCAGGGGUAUACUUUGCCAUUAUUAUGUACUGCUGCUGGACAGUUUCUCCGUGGAAAGGGUAGUAUACCAUUUUCUAUGCUGCAGACACUAAUAAAACUCAUUGUCUUGAUGUUCAGUACAUUAUUACUUGUUGUGAUUAGAGUCCAGGUCAUUCAGUCCCAACUUCCAGUAUUCACCAGAUUUGAUAACCCAGCUGCUGUAAGCCCAACUCCUACAAGGCAGCUAACUUUUAACUACCUCCUUCCUGUGAAUGCUUGGCUUCUAUUAAACCCUUCAGAGCUCUGCUGUGAUUGGACCAUGGGAACAAUACCACUUAUAGAAUCAUUACUGGACAUUCGAAAUCUGGCCACAUUUACUUUCUUUUGCUUUCUGGGGGCUUUGGGAGUAUUUAGUCUCCGAUACCCUGGUGAUUCUUCCAAGACAGUUCUAAUGGCACUUUGUUUAAUGGCAUUACCAUUUAUUCCUGCCUCAAACCUUUUUUUUCCAGUUGGAUUUGUUGUUGCCGAGCGAGUAUUAUAUGUUCCUAGCAUGGGGUUUUGUAUUUUGGUAGCCCAUGGAUGGCAGAAAAUAUCAAACAAAAGUAUUUUUAAAAAGCUGUCCUGGGUUUGUCUGUCUGUGGUGAUACUCACCCAUGCCUUGAAAACACUCCACAGAAAUUGGGAUUGGGAGUCUGAAUAUACAUUGUUUAUGUCAGCCUUGAAGGUAAAUAGAAAUAAUGCCAAACUAUGGAAUAAUGUGGGUCAUGCUCUGGAAAAUGAAAAGGAUUUUGAGAAAGCUUUAAAAUACUUCUUACAGGCUACCCACGUUCAGCCAGAUGAUAUUGGUGCCCACAUGAAUGUAGGAAGAACUUAUAAAAAUUUAAACAGAACCAAAGAAGCUGAAGAAUCUUACAUGAUGGCUAAGUCACUGAUGCCUCAAAUUAUUCCUGGUAAAAAAUAUGCAGCUAGAAUUGCCCCCAACCACCUAAAUGUUUAUAUCAAUCUGGCUAACCUGAUUCGAGCAGAUGAGUCCCGACUGGAAGAAGCAGAUCAGCUGUACCGACAAGCAAUAAGCAUGAGGCCUGACUUCAAACAGGCUUACAUUAGCAGAGGAGAAUUGCUUUUAAAAAUGAAUAAACCUCUCAAAGCAAAGGAAGCAUAUCUUAAAGCACUAGAGCUGGACAGGAGUAAUGCAGACCUUUGGUACAACUUGGCAAUUGUACAUAUUGAACUUAAAGAACCAAAUGAAGCUCUGAAAAACUUUAAUCAUGCUUUAGAACUAAAUCCAAAGCAUAAACUAGCGUUAUUCAAUUCUGCUAUAUUAAUGCAAGAAUCAGGUGAGGUUAAACUCAGACCAGAAGCUAGAAGACGACUUCUAAGCUAUGUAAAUGAAGAGCCACAAGAUGCUAAUGGCUAUUUCAACUUGGGAAUGCUUGCCAUGGAUGACAACAAGGAUACUGAAGCAGAAAUUUGGAUGAAGAAAGCCAUAAAAUUACAAGCUGACUUCAGAAGUGCUUUGUUUAACCUUGCUCUCCUGUAUUCUCAGACUGCAAAAGAAUUAAAAGCUUUGCCAAUUUUGGAAGAGCUACUCAGAUACUAUCCUGAUCAUAUCAAGGGCCUCAUCUUAAAGGGAGAUAUCCUAAUGAAUCAAAAAAAAGAUAUACGUGGAGCAAAAAAGUGUUUCGAAAAGAUUUUGGAGUUGGAUCCAAGCAAUGUGCAAGGAAAGCACAAUCUUUGUGUUGUUUAUUUUGAAGAGAAGGACUUAUUAAAAGCUGAAAGAUGCCUGGUUGAAACAUUGGCAUUAGCACCACAUGAAGAGUAUAUUCAGCGCCAUUUGAGUAUAGUCAGGGAUAAAAUUUCUUCAUCUAGUUUUGCAGAACAGUCAAUAUUCCCAACUGAUAAGACUUCAGUUGUAGAAGAAGGAGACAAAAUUCCAACUGAAAGUGUAAAGGGAAUUUUAAGCGAAUCCAGACCAACACAAAUAAUAAAAACAGGCAAUAAUAAAAGUCAGUCUAAAUCUAACAAACAACUAGGAAGAAAUACAGACAAAGAGAUACCCCACAAAACAACAAAAGACAUCAAAGAAAUUGAAAAGAAAAGAGUUGCUGCUUUAAAAAGACUGGAAGAGAUUGAACGUAUUUUAAGUGGUGAAUAGCAUUCUUAUUUAUAAGAUGUCAAGUCUGUAUCAUGUGAUUGCUUGUACCAAGAGCCCUGAAAAAUAUCAAGGAUCCAUAACUCUUAUCAUGAGCUUACUCAACAUAGGAUCAAAACAUUUUCGUUUAAUGACCUAUCUUACCCCAGGAUAUGUAUUACAUAAAAGUUUUCAUAGAUUUGGGUGAAUAUGGCAUAAAUAUUAAAUUACAGUGACAAAUUUAUAACUUUUAUUAUAAAAGGAAGAUUUUUCUGGCACAAUAAUCUUUAGUACUCAAUUAAAAAUUUUUUCACGCCUAGAUGGUAAUCCCUUGAGGGCAAACCCAACAUGUGCUGGUUUGGUCUGUGAAUUCCCAUUUAUUAGCCUACUGUUUAUUUGUUUUUUUUUUCUUAAACCUCUUAGAAUUUGUGGAUUCAAAUCUAAUUUAAAUAUCUGCGAUUUAAAAUCUUAAAUUCAUUCACUUAUGAACACUUCUUUUAUCUUGAUUAAUUUUGUUUAACCAAGGGACUUUGCACUACAAAAAAGCAACAGCUUUCCUUAUGUUAUAUUUGGUUAGGAGGAAUGCUAGAUGAAGUAUUUUUUUAAGAAGUUGCGUGCUAGCUUAAGAAUGUAUUUUCAUAGUUAUAUACAUGUCUUUAAUGUCACUCUAACAGUUUAAAACUCUUGCAAUUUUUAAGCAAGUAAAGUUUUACACACAUAUAUACACACAUUUCUAAUGGUGCUUUUAUAUAUUGCUAGGUUGGGGGGGUUGUUUGUUUUGUUGUGUUUUCCUUAUUGAUAGUGUUGCAUUAUAAGUCACAUAAUCAUGAUUUCUCUUUCACUUUAUUCCCCAAACUAUUCAUGUUUCUUUGAAUCAUAAUCAUGCUGAGAAGUCCCAGUAACUCUAACUUUAAACUUUGGGUCAUAAUAAAUUUCUCUUUUAUCUUAGUGUUAACUUUCUGGUCUAUUCUGAAUUUUAAUUUUUGUUUUCAAAACCUAACCUUAAUCAUUCUUAGAUACCUUAAGCCACUAAAUUCACUUCUGUUGAACUGACGGUAAAACAAUGUGACAGUUUAAUUUUAAACACUAAAUUCUUGAUAUCUUCUUAUGGUAUAUAUUUUUAUUAAAUAUUUAUUUUGACUACUGAGCUUUUCGUAAAAAUUUUAAGGCUGUUCUAAUUCCAUUAACUAUGGAAAAAAUUACUAUUCCAUUUUCUUAUCCAUAUAUUAUGAUUUAACCAAAAUUGCAUCAUUUUUUGGCUUGCUAUUCAGCUAUGUAAAAGAUAAUCUAACAUAGGAUUAAUCAAUUUGUUGGUUUUGGCAUAUUUAAACCUGCAUGUUAGGUUGAAAGGUAGAUACAAAUAAAACUAAUUUAAAUCUGAUUUUUUUCAGUUAAAAUACAUUUCAAAUGAAUUUUGUAAUACCUGAUAAAGUUAGUUUUAAUUUAAAAUGUUAAAGCUUAAACUGUCAUCCUGGGUUAGUAACUAAUUUCUAAUCAUGCAGUAUUUCAAGAAGUUUUAGUUCCUUUGCGAUAACUAGUUUCUAAUUAUAUAUGGUUCAAAGACCAUAUUCCUGUAAGUUUUUAAAGAAUUGUUUUAUAAAUAGAUCAUAAAAUAACAAGGUCUGAAUUAAAGACCCACUCUUACUAGAUUCUCUGAGAGCCUGUUUUUUUAAGGUAAUUUAAGCACUGAUAUCAGUCAGAGUUAAUUCAGAUCAUAAGAUUCUGUUAAGCAUCACGCAAUGCUUAAUUUCAGUUCUUAGAUUAUGGCUUUGUGCCUCCAGAUAGAAGGUAGAGAAUACCUCAGGUAUUAUGACUAGAGAAAUGAAAUUCAUCUUACUCUUAUCUUCUCUUCAUGUAUCUUGAGGAAAAGUUUCAGAGUGUGAUCUCUUCGGUUGUAGUAUCAAGUGGGGAGUAGUUCAGAAAAGUAGAAGGAAAUCUUUCGUGACAGCGGACUAUAAUAGAAGUUUGAGUAAUAUUUUAAUAAAUUUAUAUAACUAUUCAAAUGAUAAAAUGUAUAUAUUAAUGUUAUCUAUUAAUUUUUAUAGAAAAAAAGUCUUUUAGCACUUAGAACAGUGCCUAUUACAUAGGAAAUGCUCAUAUAUUUUAAUUUUUUUAAUUUAUUUAAAUCAGAUCCACCCUGAGUAAUUAUAAUUAAUAAUUAUUCCAAAUCAAUGCUUUCCAGCCCUCACUUCAUAUUAGAAUCAUCAAGGGGGGGGUUUACUAUGCACACCAUCAUAUAAUUAUAUCUGAAUUACAGGGCAGUGGAACCAUGCUUCAGUUUUUCCAAAAACUCUCCCAGUGAUUCUCAUUUAUGGUCAGGAUUAAGGGUCACUGCUCUAAAUUAGUUCAGGAAAAUCUUUUUUUUUUUUUCCCUUCUGUGUUAACUUUUUGAAUUAGUAAUUAACACAAUUAUGUUUUGAUGGCUAAAGUUUCAUUAAGGAAUAUGUUCUUCCAAUAACUACUAUUUAUUACUUGAAAUUUAAAAUCUUAAGUUCAUAAGCUCACUAUGUGUAACAUUAUUAUUUCUUCUCUGUAACCUCAUAAUAAGUAUUUUAUUCAAACUAUUCAAGUAAGACAAGGUAAUGAUUGUUUUUUCCUCUGAGCUGCCUGCCUGUUUGUGGAAAUGAAGUGGGGACAUCUAAUCGCAAAUCACUAACCUAUGGUUUGGACUUGUGAUCAUGUGCAAGUUUGGACAUGAAAGCUUAUUGCAGGAUAUUAUGCUUAUGUCUCGCAAAAAGAAUCUACUCCUGAGGAGUUCUAGAAGAAGCUUUGACAAUCUCCAAGGGGCAAUGUUGUGUUACUCCUUCACUGCUCUUUGAAGUUAGAAUUUAAGUUUUUGCAAUUGCUCCUAUAUGUGUUUCCUCAUUAACAUUCAGAAUUGGGAAUUUUAUGUUAUAAUUUUUACAGGAAGUAGUUUUCUGAAAUUAAAGACUUAGAGAAUAAAAUAUGUAAUUUUGUUUAUCAUAAAGUUUGUGUUUACUUUUAUGUAAAUAUUUAGUAUGUGAAUUACACAAUUCUAAUAAAACCUCAUGCCUUUUCAUUGCAUCUAAUUUGACUCUCAACUUCAUGUUACAGAAUGCUUCUUUAAAGAUGCUUUAAUGAAAAAUAUUAAGAAAAUAUAUAGAUUUGUAUGUCAGUUUAUACUUCAGAAAUCUACAUAUUUGCCAUAUUUAUUUUUUUAAAGAUCUCCUAAUUGCAUGACUAAGUGAUAUUUAAAAUGAACUCCCCAAAAUAUCUGGUACCUUUGUCCAAAAUUUUAUUUGUUGGAAGCAUCAGCCAUUCAUGUUAAGAAUUCAUAAGAAAACAGUUUAAAAUCAUACACAUUUUAUAUUACUGUAGUGUCUGUGUGUACCAUUAUUUCUAAAUAUUCAGUAUUAAAUUGUUACUUUCUAAAACC